UACAAACAAACGUACCAUAACGAACCAGGAAACUCCAACCAGAGCGGUGCGCCCAGCGCCCCAGCGGGGAUCAAACGGCGUCGUUUUGCACUGCAUUUAUUUAGCACGCAACGUUUAACGCGCGUGGAAAUUCUCCUCAUCGAUAAUCCUAUUUUCUUCUGUUUAUGUGACAGUGUGAGCGUAAAGAAAUAAAACGCUGCGUUGAAUCCUCCGUUUCUCAUCUUCUUUCUCCUCUUCUUUGUCUCUCGUUUAAGAAUCCCAUCGUUCUCUCUCUAAACCCCAACAGAAAACACACACAGAACUCCCUACAAGAAUCAAAUCCCUCAUCUCGCGCGUGCUCUUCACACGCUAUCCCCUUCCGAUUUCUCCCUUUAUUUAUUUAAAAUUAAAAAUCCAGCGAUUAUUUUCUCCACUCGAUCCCCAUUCCCACUUCAAAUCCUCUAAAGUUGAAGAGGAUCACACUGAAACCUCCAAAACGCAUCGCUUUACUCUAACAACAACCUUCUCUUCUCCAUUGAAGGUAUCGACCUAGAUAAGGCUUCUUGUUUUUCUUUUUUUUUUUUUCAAAAUUGGUUUUAUUUUAGUUCUUUUCGCUGCGGAGUGGUUUGUGCAUUUAUCGGACUAAAUGUGGAAUUAGGCGUUUGCAUUGUGGAUUUUUCAAAUGUGUAGAAGAGAGUUUCGAGUUUCCGGUGACUGCCCUUCUGGUUAAUCCACGAGGUUAUAUGGCUCUCCAGAAAUAUGUUCCCUCCAGUGAUUCUCCUUCUGUUAAAAUGAAGCCUUUGCAUUUUUCCACUAAGGUGCAAGAGAAUGUUCAAUUUGCAAAUCCAAAAAUGCGUGAUCCUGAGAAGCAUGAUGUAGAUGUCAACCUAUGGGAGGUUUACUUUUUGAUUAUGCAUUUCCUUUCAACCGGCCCCUGUAAAAGAACAUGUGGACAGUUUUGGAAUGAACUGCUUGAAAAUCAACUUCUACCCAGAAGGUAUCAUGCUUGGUAUUCAAGGAAAGGGGCACAUAGUGGACAUGAAAAUGAUGAUGGCAUGUCAUUCCCAUUAAGUUAUGCUCAGUUGGUGGAAAGGAAUCCUCACAUUGAAAAAGAUCACUUGAUAAAGCUUUUGAAGCAGUUGUUAUUAAAUGCAUCCUCCCCUUUGGAAGGCAUAAGUACGAGACACACUCCAAAUGCAGCUGAUGUCCCCACUCUUUUGGGAACAGGGCGCUUUUCUCUUUUGAGCCAUGAUAGCAAUAAAGGAAAAAGUGAAGUCAAACGUCCUCCUGUUCAUAUGCGGUGGCCUCAUAUGCAUGCAGAUCAGGUUCGUGGGCUGGGUUUAAGGGAAAUUGGGGGUGGUUUCGCAAGACAUCAUCGUGCACCAUCUAUUCGUGCAGCAUGUUAUGCCAUUGCAAAACCAUCAACUAUGGUGCAGAAGAUGCAAAAUAUCAAGAGGUUACGAGGGCAUCGAAAUGCUGUCUAUUGUGCAAUAUUUGAUCGAUCUGGGAGGUAUGUUAUUACUGGUUCUGAUGAUCGUCUUGUGAAAAUUUGGUCUAUGGAGACAGCGCAUUGCUUGGCCAGCUGCCGUGGACAUGAAGGUGACAUAACUGACCUGGCUGUCAGUUCCAAUAAUUUUAUGGUGGCAUCCUCCUCAAAUGACUGUAUUAUUCGUGUUUGGCACUUGCCAGAUGGACAGCCAAUUUCGGUUCUGCGUGGACAUACUGGAGCUGUUACUGCCAUUGCUUUUAGUCCUAGGCCAGGCUCUGUAUAUCAGCUUCUAUCGUCAUCUGAUGAUGGAACAUGUAGGAUAUGGGAUGCUAGGAAUGCUGAAAUCCGUCCACGGAUAUAUGUUCCGAGGCCUUCAGACUCUAUAGCAGGGAAGAACACUGGUUCAUCUUCAACUCCUGUUCAACAGAGCCAUCAAAUUUUUUGUUGUGCAUUCAAUGCUAAUGGAACUGUCUUUGUCACUGGUAGCUCAGACACUUUAGCUAGGGUGUGGAUUGCUUGUAAACCCAACACAGAUGAUUCAGACCAACCAAAUCAUGAGAUUGAUGUGUUAUCUGGACACGAGAAUGAUGUCAAUUAUGUGCAGUUCAGUGGUUGUUCUGUUUCAUCAAGAUUUUCUGUGGCAGACAGCUUGAAGGAAGAGAGUGUUCCAAAAUUUAGAAACUCCUGGUUUUCCCAAGACAACAUUGUUACCUGUUCCCGUGAUGGCAGUGCAAUUAUUUGGAUUCCAAGAUCUCGUAGAUCACAUGGUAAAGUGGGUCGCUGGUCUAAACAUUAUCAUCUCAAAGUUCCACCCCCACCAUUGCCUCCACAACCACCACGAGGGGGUCCACGCCAGAGAAUUCUUCCAACUCCUCGUGGUGUAAAUAUGAUAAUCUGGAGCCUAGAUAACCGCUUUGUCCUUGCUGCUAUCAUGGACUGUAGAAUAUGUGUAUGGAAUGCUGCUGAUGGUAGCUUAGUUCAUUCUUUGACUGGUCAUACUGAUUCUACAUAUGUCCUGGAUGUUCAUCCUUUCAACCCACGGAUAGCUAUGAGUGCUGGCUAUGAUGGAAGAACCAUUGUUUGGGAUAUAUGGGAAGGUACACCAAUUCGGAUAUAUGAAAUUGCUCGUUUCAAAUUAGUAGAUGGGAAGUUUUCAUCGGAUGGGACAUCCAUUAUACUUUCAGAUGAUGUUGGUCAAUUAUACAUACUAAAUACUGGCCAAGGGGAAUCUCAGAAGGAUGCCAAAUAUGAUCAGUUCUUUCUCGGUGAUUAUCGACCACUUAUUCACGACACUUCCGGGAAUUCAAUAGACCUGGAAACUCAGCUUAGUACAUAUAGACGGAAUAUGCAAGAUCUUCUUUGUGACUCAGGGAUGAUACCAUACACAGAACCCUAUCAGACCAUGUACCAGCAAAGACGAUUAGGUGCUUUGGGUUUUGAGUGGAAUCCUCAUGCUUUGAACCUUUCUGUGGGGCCAGAUUUCAGUCUAGACCAGGAUUACCAAAUCCCGCCGUUGGCAGACUUAGAUGCAAUUGCUGCUCCACUGCCAGCAUUCUUAGAUGCCAUGGAUUGGGAACCUGAAAAUGAAGUGCAAAGUGAUGAUAAUGAUUCAGAGUAUAAUUUCACAGAGGAGUACUCUACCGGAGGGGAGCAAGGAAGUUUAGGUUCUCUCUCUGGUGAUCCCGAGUGCAGUUCAGAAGAUAGUGAGAUUGAUGAUACUCACAAAGAUGCCCUUCGUCGAUCAAAAAGGAAAAAACCAAAGGCUGAAAUUGAGAUCAUGACAUCUUCUGGUAGGCGUGUUAAAAGAAGGAAUUUGGAUGAAUGCGAUGGCAUCUCAUUUGGUAAUGACCGGAUUAGGAAAUCAAAAAAUGGACGAAAAGCUUUAUGGAGAAAGCCUUCUACAUCAAAAUCAUCGAGACCUCGAAGAGCUGCUGCACGCAAUGCUUUGCACUUCUUUUCUAAAAUAACUGGAACAUCAACUGAUGCUGAAGAUGAAGAUGACUCUGAAGGUGAUUCAUCAGAGAGUGAAUCUAUGGUACGAGAUUCAUAUGUUGACAGUGAUGAAUCUGGUAGGGCUUUGCCAAAUGAACAAAUCAAACAUUCAAAAGGAAAAGAAGUCUUCUUUGGUGAGUCUGAGGAUGUUGCUAAUAUUAAUGCACUUACUGAAUCUCAUAAUUCUGGGAAUCGGAGAAGAUUGGUCCUUAAAUUGCCUGGCCGGGGUCUAAAUAAGCUUGUGCCACCAAAAAGCACAAUGGAAAGAAAAGUUGACAGACAGGAAAAUUCAGCAGGCUUGUCAUGCAAAGCUUCUGAAGAAGCCACUGAAGGAGGUGUAAAGCAUAUAAGCUCAUUGGACCUGGGGUGUUCUUCUGGUGAAGCAAACUAUAGCAUGAUCGGUAGAGGAAUAAGAGGGCAACCACACAAGAUUGAAGAUAAUUUAGACCUGACCGAAGGAUACAAGGAUGGGGCAAUGAAGUGGGGAGGAGUCAAGGCUCGUACUUCCAAACGUUUGAGAUUGGGUGAACCCUUAUUAUCAGAUGCAUAUACUGGGUCUACGCUAUAUCUUGACAACGUCAAAGAAAAUGAUGUCAAUGGAUAUGUUGAACCAGAAAAGGCUUGUGCUAUUGCAUCCCUGGCUACAGAUAUCCAAACUUGUAAAGUGGAUAUGAAUGGUGAAGUGAUAGUAAUUGAGAAGAAUCCAGGGAAUGACAGGGAAGUUUUGGAUGGUCUAGCUAAUGGUGAAGAAUACUCAGGUCCCAGUGAGCAUAUAAAUUAUCCCGAAUCAUCAAAAUGGAUUAACAGGUCUGCUGAGGAUGUACUUGCCCCAACUUUUAAUCAGAAUGGAACUGAUCAGCCUUCUGAGGUAAAAGAGGGCCAUAUGGCUAUUUCAACUAAGUUAAGGUUUUUCUCAGAAAGGACCACGAUUGACAAUGAAAGUCCUGGGCUGAAAAUGAAACCUUCAAGAGAAGGUCAUAUGCAUGGUCGGUAUGCUGCAUUAAAUAAUGAUAGCUCCACUGAGAGGUUAAAGGACUUGGUUUCAGAAGUACCCUUAGUUGAUGGAUCCAAUGAAAUUAGUUCAGAUAAUGAAGUUGAUGGGUUGCAAGAUUCAGAUGCUCAAGUUAAUAUAAUUCCCAUGUCGACUUCUCAUGACUCUGGGGGGUUAAAUCCAGACUCAAAAAAGAUGUAUAAUGUUGUUUAUAGAAGGUCAAAGACACAAAGAGAUAGGUCCAAGUCAGAGGGCAGUGGUGCCAUGGUAGAAAGCACUACAAAUGAUUGCAACCAUAAUAAGAGUAUGGUAGCAGACCUCCUUGAAGGCACAAUGAAUGGGCCUCAUAACAAACGGUCCGGUAGGUUGAAGGCAGGUCAUGCACUUCAGUCAGAAGACUUACAUAGAAGCACCCGGGAUGUUUCUACAAAUGGGUCUCAACUUCCUAGCGAGGAAUGGGUAUCAAGUUCAAGGAUGGCAGUUGGAUCAAGGUCUGCUAGAAAUAGGAGAAGUAAUUACUAUUUCCAUGACACUAGUCCAGUACGGAGACCCCAUCAAUCAGCCCGUAAAGGAUCGUGGUUGAUGUUGACAACACAUGAGGAGGGGUCCCGCUAUAUUCCCCAACUAGCUGAUGAAAUUGUAUAUUUGAGACAGGGGCAUCAAGAAUAUAUAGAUCAUAUUAGCUUGAGGGAAGCAGGACCUUGGACUUCACUGAAGGGGGGAAACAUGUUAAGGGCAGUGGAAUUUUGUAGAGUUGAAGGGCUAGACUAUUCCACAUCUCCAGGGUCUGGGGAAAGUUGCUGUAAACUGACUCUCAAAUUUACAGACCCUUCUUCCAGCAUGUUCGAUAGAUCAUUUAAAUUGACUCUGCCUGACUUGACUGGUUUCCCUGACUUCAUUGUAGAAAGAACUCGCUUUGAUGCUGCCAUCCAUAGAAAUUGGAGUUGCAGGGAUAAGUGCAGGGUCUGGUGGAAAGAUGAGAGUGGAGAUGAUGGAAGUUGGUGGGAUGGCCGGGUUGUGGCCGUGAAACCCAAAUCUUAUAAAUUUCCCGAUAGUCCAUGGGAAAGGUACUCUGUUCAGUACAGGAGUGAGCCCAAGGAACCGCAACUUCACAGUCCUUGGGAGCUCUUUGAAGCGGAUACUCAGUGGGAGCAGCCUCAUAUUGAUAGUAAGAUCAGAGACCAGCUACUUUCUGUCUUUGCCAAAUUGGAGAAAUCUUCCCACAAAGCUCAGGAUCAAUAUGCAGUCAAUAAAUUGAAGCAAGUUUCGCAGAAGUCUAAUUUUACAAACAGGUACCCCGUACCAUUAUCUCUUGAUAUCAUCCACUCUAGGUUGGAGAACAACUACUAUCGAUGUUUAGAAGCAGUAAAGCAUGAUAUUCAGGUCAUGCUGUCGAACGCAGAAUCUUACUUUGGGAGAAAUGCAGAGCUCUCAUCUAAACUGAGACGCCAAUCUGACUUGUUUAUGCCGACAUUGUCAUCUUCGCAGCCCUCAUAGAUACCCACAGUGAGACCAUCUUUGUAGAUAAUUAAAAGUUUUUGCCUCAUUUCAUUCUUUUUUUUCUUCACUGUUCCCUUAGAUCCAAUUUUGGUAAUUGAUUAAUACUUCAGAUUCUUUCUAGAGGAAAGGUCUCAAGGGAAAAUUAGCCAGUAAUGGUUGUGGAAAAUUAUCCACCAAAAAGGAUCAUUGUUGUAUAGACAUCAGACAGUCGCAUCAUUUAUAACGAGAAAAAAAAAAAUUGUCGACAUGUUAAUUUGUGAAGGUCUCCCUACCAAUCCCCAAAGAAAGGAAAACAGAAAAUCUUCAGGUAACUUUGUUUUAUUUGAAGCAUGCUUUGAUUUCGAUGCAUUUAUGAGUAACAGUUAUUUCAGUCCAAUUUUGAUCCAACAUGCUUUUCAUCUACAACAGCUCUUUUCCUUAAAACAUAGCUUAAAGACAAACAGAAGACUAGAAACACAAAGAAAAUAACGCUCACUCUCUCACAAACACAAAUAGAAAUGUAAACCUUCUUAUUCUGAUCUGUUAGACUUUUCAUCUCUUCUGAUCUCUCAGCCUUGUCGUUUGCGCAAUUCACGAAAAUAGCCUUUAGGAUCUUUUUCGAAGUCGGACCUGAAAAUCCGAUGUUUCCUUCCAGGAGCUUUCAUGGUUUUCCUGCAACAAGAUAGCAGAGCAGCUACAAAGCAUACAAGAAGUAGCCCUGCCACUACUAAACCUCCAGCCGCUGCCAUCCCAGAGGCUUGCAAGAGCUUUUCCGUCUGUCCAAAUGAGAUCCUUAAAACAAUUUUUUUAUUCUUUCGAGUAUCUAAUUUUGCUUUCCAUCGCACUCUAUUGCGUUUAUUGACUUUAAAUUUUUCUUAGUCUCUUAGGAUCCGAUUCCUGUGAAGAACUGAAGAGGUGGGUCCACUGCCAAAUGUAGACAC
Durio zibethinus is the source of this 6871-nucleotide messenger RNA. RefSeq lists its product as uncharacterized. The record is from RefSeq and is a predicted model, not a curated record. Gene Ontology annotation, cellular component: nucleus. Gene Ontology annotation, molecular function: protein binding. Lineage: Eukaryota; Viridiplantae; Streptophyta; Magnoliopsida; Malvales; Malvaceae. Gene Ontology annotation, biological process: regulation of cell shape; regulation of transcription by RNA polymerase II; cytoskeleton organization.